AUGGUGGCGGGAGUGUUGGUGGCUGUGGGUUUGGUGGCAGCCGAUAGCUUUCUUGCUUUUCUUAAUGUUCCCAGUGUCAAAUGCUUCCAUUCUGGCAAGACUUGUCCUGGAACCCUUGGGAACCUGCAGGCACUAAUAUGGAUUCAUGAAAGCAACAAUUUUCUUAAUUCCGGCAGACCAUUGCGAUACAUUUUCACGUUGUGGUCCAUCUGCUACAUGGUAACAUGUAACUCCAGAGCUAUGGCGAUAUGCUCCAGCUUGCCAGGAUUUGAGCCAGAGAACCCUGGAUAUUGGUUAAGUAAAUGUGUGGAGAAGAGGAAAAGCUAUAGUUGUGGGAAGAGCAAAGGUGAGGGGUUUAUAAUAUUACCAAACCUGAAGCUUCCUGAUGCCAAGAACGCUAAAUUGCUCUCAAAUGUGAGUCCACAAGAGUGUGAAAUGGAGUACUUGAAGAGCUGCAGCUGCACUGGGUUUGCUAGUGCUGGUGAGGUUCGUCAACGGGGUUGCUUUGCAUGGUAUGGAGAAUUAAAUGAUAUUAAGAGGGUGUUUGGUGGGAAUUAA
Messenger RNA from Fraxinus pennsylvanica, 558 nucleotides. Lineage: Eukaryota; Viridiplantae; Streptophyta; Magnoliopsida; Lamiales; Oleaceae. The record is from the annotation of a GenBank genome assembly.